AUUUGGGAGUAUAGUUUAUUAUAAGUUGAAUCGUCGAUGAAACCGCGUUGGACGAUGUUGUUAAGGUGUUUAACUCUCUGCCUUUUGGUCCUGGGAGGCUGGGCCGCUGAGGAAGACGUAUUUGAGUGGACGGAUGAUGAUUUCAUUCACGAAUUGGAUCGACAUGAAAAUACUCUCGUCAUGUUUUACGCUCCCUGGUGCGGGCAUUGUAAAAGAUUGAAACCAGAAUAUGCUAAAGCAGCCGAAUUACUUAGGGGCAAUGACCCACCUAUUACAUUGGCUAAAGUAGACUGCACCGAAGCUGGCAAGUCUACGUGUACCAAGUACUCGGUCAGUGGCUAUCCGACCUUAAAGAUAUUCGCUAAAAGUGAUCUCGUCAGUGAUUACAAUGGACCGAGAGAAGCUGCUGGCAUUGCUAAAUACAUGAGGGGACAAGUUGGUCCAGCUUCAAAGGAACUAAUUAAUGAAGAUUGUCUGAAAUCCUUCUUGGAAUCCGACGAUGUGGCAAUUGUUGGAUUCUUUGAAAAAGCAAACUCAAAAUUAGCCGAGUCCUUCCAUGCUGUUGCUAAGAAAUUGAGAGAAAAGGUUCGAUUUGCUCAUACAUCGGCUGCAAGUCUUUUAGAAAAGGAAGGGUUCAAGGACAAUAUUGUUCUCUAUCGACCCAAGAUACUUCAAAACAAAUUUGAACCCAGUAAGGUUGUUUUUGAAGGAGGCAAUACAAUCAGCGAUGUUCAUGAAUUCAUUGUCAAAAACUACUUCGGUAUCGCAGGUAUUCGAACUAGGGACAAUGCAGCUGAGUUUAAAAAUCCAUUGGUUGUGGCGUAUUACAAUGUGGAUUAUGUGAAGAACCCAAAGGGCACAAACUAUUGGCGUAAUCGUAUCAUUAAGAUUGCCAAAGAUUUCUCUCAAUUUAAUUUUGCAGUCGCAUCAAAAGACGACUUCCAACAUGAACUGAACGAAUUUGGAAUCACUUUCACAACGGGUGAUAAACCAAUCGUACUCGCGCGUGACAGCAAAAACCAGAAAUUCAGUCUUAAAGAACAAUUCUCCGUUGAGAACUUUGAAGCUUUCUUGAAAGAUUUGGUAGCUGGAAAUCUUGAACCGUAUGUUAAAUCAGAACCCAUACCUGAAGAUAAUUCAGGUAAUGUCAAGGUUGCCGUCGCACAGAACUUCGAUGAGAUUGUGACGAAUAAUGGCAAAGAUACUUUGAUCGAGUUCUAUGCUCCAUGGUGUGGACACUGUAAAAAAUUAGCUCCCGUCUUUGACGAGUUGGGCGAAAAACUCGCAGAUGAAGACGUCGAGAUUGUGAAGUACGAUAGUACUGCCAAUGAUGUACCACAGCCGUACGAUGUUACAGGAUUCCCAACACUUUAUUGGGCUCCUAAAGAUGCCAAGUCUAGCCCUAUUAGGUACGAGGGAGGAAGAGAGCUUGAUGACUUCAUUAAAUACAUUGCUAAACAUUCCACUGAUGGAUUGAAGAAUUAUGAUCGUAAAGGAAAGCCUAUUAAGGCUCCAACCGACGAGCUGUAAAUUUUGUAGGAAGUGCGUGAGAUCUUCAAUAUGUUGUGAAUUUGAUCUCGUGAUACAAAUUUGGAACGAGAGUCGUAUCAUGUAACUUAGGUUUCAAUAUAUAAGUAUAAUAUUAAGUCUUGUAUAAAGAUACUAAAGACGAGAAUGUAACGAAUCAUUGAAAAAUCACAGUCAAUCUGAUGUCUUUGAAGGGGUGAUGGAAUUUGAGAGCGUGAUGUAAUUAUUUUUUAUUGCUUUACUCUUUAUAUCAAGGUAAUGACAAAUGUAUUUGAAAGUACUUGUUAAAAUGACAGAGACCAAAUUCGAUUUUGGUAAGAGAUUCUGCAUUUUAUUAGAAUAUCGCUAAUAACAAGCCAAUGUUAUUUUGUGAUAUGUCUAUUAAGAAAUUAUGCAAGAAUGCACUCUAGGAACUGACUAAUUUACAAUUACUCAUAAUUGCCUUCCAUGAUUACCAAUAUACGUGUAAUAUUCCAUUCCAACUCAGAUGACUGACGGAUUAUGCAAAAUAUGCUCAUUUUUGUUUGUAAGAAAAGCGCAUAAUAAACUGUUUUAUACUUUA
Orussus abietinus is the source of this 2089-nucleotide messenger RNA. RefSeq names its product protein disulfide-isomerase A3 (gene ERp60). Gene Ontology annotation, cellular component: endoplasmic reticulum. The transcript is spliced from 5 exons. Gene Ontology annotation, biological process: protein folding; response to endoplasmic reticulum stress. The coding region runs from base 37 to 1530 and encodes 497 amino acids. Lineage: Eukaryota; Metazoa; Arthropoda; Insecta; Hymenoptera; Orussidae. The record is from RefSeq and is a predicted model, not a curated record. Gene Ontology annotation, molecular function: protein disulfide isomerase activity.